This is a messenger RNA of Cheilinus undulatus (humphead wrasse), 5485 nucleotides long. It is a transcript of the gene osgn1, whose product is annotated as oxidative stress induced growth inhibitor 1. The record is from RefSeq and is a predicted model, not a curated record. The coding region runs from base 185 to 1813 and encodes 542 amino acids. NCBI's taxonomy places the organism in Eukaryota, Metazoa, Chordata, Actinopteri, Labriformes, Labridae. The transcript is spliced from 8 exons.
CGCAGCAGCAGCUGGCGGUCGGAGCAGUACAUGGACGGAGACAAAAACGGACAAAAAGCGUGAAGGAAGCCGCGGAAUGACGGAGUGAGAGUCUGCAGAGAGAGAAGACGAGAGGAACGCUGAGCAUUGUGUCUUUCUGGAAGGUUCUGACAGCCCGAGGAGGAAGCAGAAGCCUCAUCUCUUUAUGAUGGAUCUCCACGAUAAAGAAGUCCUCCCUGGAGAGCCUCUGCCUGUAGUCGUCAUCGGUAACGGCCCCUCGGGUAUCUGUCUUUCAUACCUGUUGUCAGGUUACACCCCCUACCUGUCAGCGGAGGUGUCACACCCCAACCCUCUGCUGGAAAGGAAGCUGGCCGAGCAACCUCACCUGUCGCUGCUGGAGCAGGACCUGGAGUACCUGUGUGAGGGCUUAGAGGGGCGCUCGUCCAAUCCUGUGGCGGUGCUUUUUGAUUCGCUGCUGCUUCCUAACAGCGACUUUGGAUUGGACCACACUUCUCCACUGGAAUGGCGCUACGAGCCGGAGCGAGCCAUCCCUCACCUGGUGCUGGGGAGGGGGCCGCCUGGAGGGGCGUGGCAUGCUAUGGAGGGCUCCAUGCUGACUCUGAGUUUGGCUAACUGGAUGGAGCUUCCUGGACUCAAACUGAAGGACUGGAUAAGAGAAAAACGCAGAAAUGUUCGUAAUGACCGUGCCACCCCAGCAGAGAUCGCCUCCUACUACCAACACUACGUUUCCCAGAUGUCCCUGGAGCAGAGCUUCGCCUGUGGAACCACCGUCACAUCUGUCACCAGGCAGCCUGGCAGCAAGGAGGGAACGCCGCCCUGUUGGAGGGUGACGGGACUGCAGCGCAGAGAAGGAGAGGAGCUGGGAGACGGCUCCUCUGUGUCAGAGGAGGUGCCUUUCUCCCUGUUGGCCCACAGUGUGGUGCUGGCCACAGGGACCCACGACAUCCCGGCCAGACUCGGCGUGGAUGGCGAGUCCCUCCCCUUCGUCUGCCACUCGUUCUGGGAGCUGGAGGCAGCCAUCUCUCGGGGCGAGCUAGACCAGUCAUCAGACCCGGUUCUGGUGGUGGGGGCGGGGCUUACAGCAGCUGAUGCGGUCUUGGCCGCCCACCAUCUCAACACACCAGUCUACCACGCCUUUAGACGCUCGGUCGCUGACCCCGGUCUCAUCUUCAACCAGCUGCCGAAACUGCUCUACCCAGAGUACCACAAGGUUCACCAGAUGAUGACUCAGCAGCAGUACAGGCCGAGCCCUCCACCACAAAACUACGCCCAGAACCUUCAGAACUCAUCACCCCCUCCUUCAACCCCCCCCUCCCCCACCCUGUCUUCAACCCCCUCUUCUUACCCGGGUUACCUGAGUUUCCCACGCUACAAAGUCAUUGCGUUCCGACCUGAUAAGAAGUGCAUUCUGGAGUCAGACUCUGGCCAUCGAGUCGUGGUCCAAGUCUCUAAGGCGCUGGUUCUGAUUGGCGCUCACCCCAACCUUUCUUUCCUGCACGACAAUGGGCGUCCACUCGGUAUCUACCCAGAGGAGCCGAUCACAUGUCGGAGGAACCCCAUCGAGGUGGACCCGUUCACAAACAGUGUGGUCGCAGCAGAUGGGCCAGGCAUGUAUGCCAUGGGGCCGCUGGUUGGUGAGAACUUUGUCAGGUUCCUGAAAGGAGGAGCCUUGGCUAUCGCGAGCGACCUCGCUAAGAGACAAAGGGAGGAACAGGAGAGAGAGGGUGAAGAGCUUACCACGGAGAGGUUAAUGGACAGAUGGGUGGAUAGACGAGUCACCACAGAGUCCGAGCUUUCUGUUCUGGACUCGUAGCAGGUCAUCUGAAAUUCAACAGCUGAAUAGACUGGAGUAAACCAGCCUUCAGAUCCACGCUGAUGGAUUGAGAUAAAACAGGAACUGCAAACAAAGGAGGUCAUGUUUUCCAGGAUUCCCAGAACAGGUCAUUAAAACGUGCUGCUAAGAGGUGAAAAGUGAGCUCUACGGCUGGACUCUCCCUGCUUUGAUGGAUCUGAUAACUUAAAAUGCUGCUGCAGAUCUUGUUGAAGAAAUGCUGUCUGUUGGGACAAUGAAAUGUACCUUUAAGGGUGAGCAAACCACUGUCAUGAAAGCCUCGAUGGAGAAACUACCUAGUGCAUUUGGUCCCACUAUGCCCUACAUGUUUGUGUCUUCCUCUGUAGACACUGACCAUGAUAGCAACAUCUGUUAUCUCAGAACUUGGUAAAGUUAGCGAUAAAAUGGUCAAAACAUAUGUUUGACUUAAACAGAGAAGUUCCAGCGGCAGUCUCUUAAGGUGGCUUCACAUUAGAGAUCCAGACCUGAGUACACUUGAUGCCAAAGUCUGGUUCCUGCUGCUCACAAGCGUACCAUACUCUGCCUGAAAAGGUGGUCUCAAGUACAGUUCAUGUGGACUCUGGCGUAGUACCUGGACCAUGUGAAUGCUGCAGGGUGGAGUGGUAAAGCCUCUUUAAAAACCAUUUAUCCACACUGCAUGGAGCAGUAUCAUGCUCUGAGCUGUACAGUAGGUGAAGUAUGAAGACGGCCUCGUACUGAUAACAAAGACAUCCAUAGCAGCCUGCAGGGUGGACGCUAUUGUUCACAUGGGUGGUUGCCUUGAUGGCCUGUUGUUCUUUCUUCUUGGUGGAUUUACACCCAGAUAUGCACAUGCCUAUCCUAACCCUACCUAACCAGAGUAUGUUCCCACGUGUGCUCGUCAUGGAGCGAUCUGUGAAAGCAGACCAGCGAUGGAGAGUGGAGGGGCUAUGACACGACUGUGCUUUAUGUAAAACUAUCCUUUAAUAGUUAGAUAGGGCUGGGCCAUUUGGACCAAAAAAGGCACAAGGAUACUUUUCAGCUGUGUGGUAAUGUAAAUCAGCAUCUCCACAUUUCUUUCUGUGAAGAAAUAACAAAAACACCAUCUACAUCAAAUCUUCACAGGCACUUUUACUAACAGGCCAGUACACAACACUAACAAGUUCAUGGAAAAGGCAUAAGAUUAAACUACCUGGCACAGAAAACAUAUUUAUUUUAAGUGAAUAUACUACUUACAUGAAGUAAAAUGAAUAAAGGGGUAAUCCCGUAUCAAUACUAACUAUUUUACAUGGAUGAUAUCAUUGUCAGUGGUUCUUACCGUAAACAGUCUGGCCAGCAUCAGGCCUGGCUCUGUUUUUAUGAAUAAAAUCAACCUUAACUGUAGGUUCAAGCUAUUUGUUACCAAUAUCUGAAAAUAUUUGAACUAUUUUUAAACCAUGAUACAUUACCCAGCCCUAUGAAUAUGCACACAAAGGUAAAAUCACUGCCACCUGGUGGUCAAACAAAGCAACUACAACACUCCUUCAGUACUGUAGCAUUCUAUCUGCAAUGCGUUACCAACUUAUUAACAAUACGUAUGCUAAUCAUAGACUGUAUAUGAGAAGUGGGCGUGGCCACAGUGACGUCAUUCAUUGCCUCAUGGUCUGCCAAGUAGAGUUUUGUACCAUCCUCAUGCUGGUUCACUGAAGUUAAAAUAAUGACCAUGUUUGGAGCAAGUGAUCCCAGAUAGAGAUGAAACAUGAUCUUUUAAACGUGCAUUAAGAAACCAGUCUGAAAAACAACUUUUAUCUAUUUUCUCCUUUUUCCAGUUCAUGGUUGUUCUGUAACUCCAGGCCGGGGCUGUUCCCGUCUCAAACAUGUUCACUAAAAUGACCAAAGAGGAAUGGCAGACUGAGAGACGUUCAGUCUGGAGCCUUAAAACCAGGGUUAGGGUUUAGGAUUAUAGGACCAUUUCUAAGGCUUGCACUGAUGCAUCGGUUUAACAUUGAUGAGCAUCAGCUGAUAAUGGGGCAGGAACAUGUUUAUGUGGUGUGUUCCAUCAGUUUAAUGCUGGCUUCUUUACCAUAAGACAUCAGUCAUCGCAGACUGAUCAUCUUUCAUGGUCAAAGACUAAAGAAAGGUGGGUUACUGGAAAUCCUGGAGGGGCAUCUGCAGACCUCUAUGGUGGGGCGACCCCCCCCCCCUUACCCUAACCUUUAGGGUUCAGGUACCUAACCCUGUUAGAUUGAACUUCAUCCCCCUCAGUGAGUGUUUGAUUUUUAUUCAGAAUCUUCUGCUGUUGUGAAGAAGAUGCUUCAGUAUUUUAUCACUUGUUGUAGUUGCUCAUUAUAAAAUAGAGAAAGCUUUCCUAUUGGACACUAAAUAAUUGAAACUGUGCCUCGCUACUUUCUGAUUUGGUCCUUUAAAUCACUGACAUUUUUACUUUUAGUGGAUGUUUUUUUUAUUGUUGCUGUUUGAUAUUACUGUAUUUAGUCAAACUCAGAAUAAUAACCUGCCAAACGUCACACAGCCUCAGCCUGACCUGACUGAUGGAGUUUAUUAUCAGGUUUCUGAGGAGCGUACUGUUGGAUUUAAAACACUACUGGUGUUACUGGUUUUAUUGGUGAACACAGACUGAUGAAGGUGCGUUCUGGUCCUGAUUCUCUUUGUUUAGAACUGGUAUAUUUUUUAUAAAUGAAUGGGUUUGGUGAGAGUGAAUGUACGAUGUAACUGUACCUACCUUUAUCUAUGAUUGUUGAGUUUUAUACUUGAGAAAAAAGCAGAGAAAUAUAUAUAUUUUUUCUAUAAUUCCUCUUUGAAUUUGCUGCUGUAUGAAUAAUGCUUCACUGUGCACAUGUGUAAAAUAUUCACCUUUUGUUUUUAAGCCUUCUUUGGUUGCAGUCGUUUUUUUCUCCUGGAUUUCCAGAAUGAGAAAAAGUGGUGUUUAAAACCACACCUGAAUUAUUCUGCAGCCCUUAAUUUGGUGCUUCCAGCUCAAUUAAACUCCUUAUAUUAGUGUAGUCUUUAUUAAUAAUCAGCAUUUCUGUGCUUAACAUGAAAAGAUAAGUGGUAAAUCAUGCUAGGAUUAUUAAAUAUGACCUUUUUAAGGCUGCUACAUUGAUUUUGUAAUUCUUGGUAAGUAGAUUUGUUAUCACUGCUAUCAGAGUUUUUCGUGUGGAGGGAUUAUUUAUGAAUAAAAUCCCUGAUGUUAAAUAAAAACAUGACAUUAGUGUGGUGAAGGGGUUAAUCUGGUCCAGCCUUUAUUUUCAGGGUUAAACACCAGCGGUGCCUUUCAGACAACCUCCAUAGGAGACGUUAUUUCCACCAGCAUAAGGGAAACUCCAUCUGAAGGUGUUUGUAUGUGGUACUAAUCCUGUACAGUCUUUAUAAAUCUAACUUCAUGUUUGUAUCAGUGAGUUCUGACUGUCAGAUCUCAGUGUUCCACCUUCGUCUCUGACUUUCUAUUAAAGAUUAUUUUUGAACUAACGUCUGUGUUGUUCCUCUCACUUCAAACUUAUUUCAUGAAAUCUGUUUGGCUGUAAAACAACGUUUUAAUAAUGAAUGUGUUUGAUUCAGAGAUCUGUUGAAGCUGAGCUGGUCUGUGUUGUAUGAACCAUGACUCAUUUAUAAAUCAAUAAAAGUGAAAACAUCUGAGUGGAUGAAUACUUAUACAGUCAAGGACCAAAGUAUUGGCAC